Molecule: messenger RNA, 2120 nt
Organism: Sphaerodactylus townsendi
Lineage: Eukaryota; Metazoa; Chordata; Lepidosauria; Squamata; Sphaerodactylidae
Gene: ASB9
Product: ankyrin repeat and SOCS box containing 9
Exons: 7
Coding region: 391-1179 (262 amino acids)
Biological process (GO): intracellular signal transduction; positive regulation of protein catabolic process; protein ubiquitination
Molecular function (GO): protein binding
Source: RefSeq, a predicted model, not a curated record
UUGUUGUUUUGGCAGCUGAGAAGUUCCCUUCUUAUAAAAGCAGAAGGCUGAGUUUGCUGAUUGGACAUGGUUUGGGAAAGGAUAUGACAUCAGCUACAGUCCUCACUUUGUUUUGUGUGCUGCUGAACUCUUAAUACUUUCACCCACGGAGUCAAUGAAGAGGUGUUCUGUUCAGCAGAAUUGCCUAGGUAUUUGAGAUAACUCUGAAGCUGUCGCUGGCUCUGAAGUUCUGGUUUGCUUCAAAAUGUUCUUGACUUGCACACAGACAGCUCAUUAAUAAAUGACUCAUGGAACCUGGAUUUUUCAGCAGCCAAGAUGGAAUUUGAACUCUCAUGAUCUCAACUGUGAAGUGAAAUAACAGUAGUCCAGCUGUCCAGACUUGCAGUGACCAUGGAAGAAGAAUAUGUGGAUACCAGCAAGUCUCAGGAGUCACAAAGUCAAUCUCAUUCAAUGUACUUCUCAAAUCCAUUGAUGGGCGAUUUUGUUUCUGACUGGUCUCCGUUACAUGAUGCUUCCAUCCAUGGGUGUUUGCUCACUCUGAAGAAACUCAUCAAUCAGGGAACAAGUGUGAACCUUCUCACAGCUGAUCGUGUAUCUCCUCUUCAUGAAGCCUGUUUAGGGGGACAUUCUGCUUGCACCAGUGUCUUGUUAAAACAUGGGGCUCAUGUAAAUGGAGCUACUGUUGACUGGAACACGCCUUUAUUCAAUGCUUGUAUUAGUGGCAGCAUAGAGUGCUUGAACCUGUUACUACAACAUGGAGCCAGCCCACAUGCUGUAUGUGAUUUGGCAUCACCUAUCCAUGAAGCUGCUAAGAGAGGCUAUAUCAAAUGUGUGGAGUCCCUUGUGUCUCAUGGAGUCAAUAUGGAUCAAAAUAUUAAGCAUCUCGGUACCCCACUGUAUGUCGCUUGUGAGCACCAGCAAGUUGACUGUGCCAAAAAACUGCUGGAGUCAGGAGCAAAUGCAAAUGUCGGGAAAGGUCUGGAGUCCCCUCUUCACAUGGCUGCUCAAAAUGCCAAUUCUGAGCUGGUGCACUUGCUCAUUGACUUUGGAGCAGAUACGAGUGCUUUGAAUGCCCAAGGCAAAAAGCCAACAGAGUUGGUCCCACCAAACAGUACAUUAGCACAGAUAUUUCUGCAGAGAGAAGGUGCCCAUAAACCUCUUUCUUUUUUUCAGAACUGAAGUAUGUAAAGGAGCUGAAGCAGACAUGUGUGAUCCUUAGUGUACAUUAUUAUAGACUAUUUUAGCCAGCAAUGUUUGCAGCGUGGGAACAUUUCAUCACGAAAGCUUGAAUAAAAAAUUCCGUGUAGACUACCUGUUGGUAUUUUUGCUAUGUUGUGAAAUAUCCUGAAGGCUUCAAAUACAACGAUAUCUGACUCACAAGAAUCCCUUCUGACAUCUCUGUCUGUUUCCACUGUUGUGUGAUGUCCCUGCAGGAGCCUGGUGUAUAUCUAGGUUGUGCAUGCCACACAUGUCUGUGUUGGGGUGUUGAAUCUUAUGGGGACAUGACUAGGUGGUUUAUUGCUGCUAUUCAUUUCUACAUCUGCUUUAUAUCAGAGUGUGGGAGAGAGGAGAAACUGCAGCUUCUAAUGAGAAGGGAACUCUUGUGUGAUAAAAAUUCAGGCAGGACUGUCUUAUUUGAGAGGAGAUUUCCAUUCAAAAGUGAUUUUUCACCUGCUGUUAAUUGCUUUGCUUAGCCCAGCUUUUUCUCCUUCAGUAACCAGCUUUGACAUUCAAAGAUAUCUCUGGAAUCUGAAGGUCAGGCGUAACAAUUGCCAAGCCUGAUGUGCCUUUGAGCUUUCAGGUGCCCCGAGAGAGCCAAAAACUCAAAGCCGUAUUGUUUAAAGGCAGCUGCUUGGGGCUGCAGACUAAAAGCUGACCUUGUUGCGCAGCAGUGGAAAACAGAUCUUAAGGCAAUAAUAUCUUUUUUUGUUUUUCUGGCAUGCCUCCUCCAGGGCCCUUGUCCUUGAUGCAGUUGUGUCGCUUGUGCAUAAGGAGGUGCCUGGGAUCCAAACAGCAACACGGAAUAAGUCAGCUUCUGUUGCCAGAUGAGCUGAAGCAGUUUCUCUUGUAUCUGUAAACCUUUUAUAUUUCCUGUUGUAUUAUUAAAGCUUUGUUUCUUA